This is a messenger RNA of Nematostella vectensis (starlet sea anemone), 533 nucleotides long. RefSeq names its product thioredoxin. The transcript has 5 exons. The coding region runs from base 136 to 447 and encodes 103 amino acids. Gene Ontology annotation, molecular function: protein-disulfide reductase activity. Lineage: Eukaryota; Metazoa; Cnidaria; Anthozoa; Actiniaria; Edwardsiidae. The record is from RefSeq and is a predicted model, not a curated record.
UUACGCAACAGGUAUCCCGCGUUCGAUCACGUGUUCGUAGUUAAGCACUUUUGAUCACCUUCCCUCACUCAAUCAACCCUACCCAGAAGACAAACGGAGUUUGCUGAACUUUCCAGCCCAAAACUACACUUAAAUAUGCUUCAACUAAAAACUAAGGGAGAGUUUGACAAAUUCUUAAAAGAUAAUGAAGUCGCUGCAAUUGACUUCACUGCCACAUGGUGUGGUCCCUGUAGAAUGAUUGGGCCGAAAUUUGAGGAAAUGGCAAAGGAGUUCAAGGGAGUCAAGUGCGCCAAGGUUGACGUGGAUGUGAAUUCAGAAACUGCAGAAAGUGAGGGAAUUACAGCCAUGCCAACAUUCAGAUUCUACAAAAAUGGCAGAAUGGUUGACGAGGUAGUCGGAGCAAGUGAAUCGAAGCUCAAGGAAUUAUUUGCAAAGCAUAACAAGUGAUAAACGCUCUUGCAACGAGUGCAACGAAUGUAGUCAUGUAUGCACCAUCAUAUCCCAAUGAAAAUAAAUAAAAAUGGAGAUCCGUA